Cryptococcus deneoformans JEC21 is the source of this 1335-nucleotide messenger RNA. Its product is annotated as expressed protein. NCBI's taxonomy places the organism in Eukaryota, Fungi, Basidiomycota, Tremellomycetes, Tremellales, Cryptococcaceae. The record is from RefSeq and is a predicted model, not a curated record. The transcript has 3 exons. The coding region runs from base 17 to 595 and encodes 192 amino acids.
CCCUAGCAACAACAAAAUGCCCUUUCCAUCCCCACAUCUAGAGCGAACACGCUCUCACUCAUCCUCGCUAUCCAUUGCCCGGUCUCCAAACGUACUAGCAUCCGCUCCCUUCCUUCCGCCGAUUUCCCCUAUCUCUCCGCACGAUCUCGAUCAGCCAAACCCAAUUGAGAGUCACCAUCCAUUCGCCCAAAACUGGCGAUCAAACAUAUUAGGACGUUCUGUAUCCGCAUCAGGUAACGGGAGAUUAGAAGCUAUACCGAGUGUGGAAGACUUGUCGGCUCCGACAACGGCAGAUGCGUUGUUGGAUACCGAAGACAAGACUGGAAAUUAUGCGGAAGAUGAUUAUGACGGAAGCGCAUCCACACCUCUCCUUAAGCCCCACGUUCAUUCGUCCGAUGCAGGCGGGUCUGUAUUUGAGAGAUUAUCAAUGGACCUCAAUGGCAUUGAAAGGUUAGAAGGUCCAUCGUUCGAGUAUACUGGCCCGUUCCAACCUCCAGAUUCGAAAGAGUUAUUGGGAAUCAUCCUCAGUUUUGUAGGUGUCCUCGUUCUGGCUGUAGCUGCCGGGCUGGCAACGAUUUUCGACUGGGUGUUAUAAAAUCGGUUUUGGUACCCAUAUGUGCCAAAUGGAAAUUUUAGGUCGGACCUUCCCACAUACCCUAGACGCUCUCCCAUUUGAAGCUUAUAGUAUUACCAAGCUUUCUCAAGGCUUCCCACACUUUGAGGAAGGCAGCCUGUCGCGAAAAGCCAAUAUACCUCAAGAUAAUCUAGUACUUCAUAUCGUCGGGAAGGAAGCAACUGUCCCAAUCUCUGCUGGUGACGCGCAUUGCCAUCCAUCCCCUGAUCGAAGCCUGACAUGGCCUGCCAAGACCAUUGCAAUUUUACAAUUUCGACAGGCCCUCUUUUUCCACCUCAAGAUCUGCGCCCCUCCUUCGCCCAUACCCCUCAUGCACACUUGAACUACCGUGGUUCGUAGCGUUAUGCAUUGUAGCGCUCAGUUUAUCUUUGACGAAUUUCCCUGUACGAGCAAUUUUGAGUUGAAACAGGCCCUUGUGCUACGAUCAAGUGGCAGAUUAGUUUGAAAGAUGACACUUUUACGAGUGAUUACAGGAGAAAUGAACAUACUCGUUUAUGCAAGGCGUGUGAAUGUGCUUUUCUCGGUGACAUAUCUUCCACGAUAUCAUCCUGAAGAUCUGCAAACUCGUGCUCCCCAGUAUUUUCGCCCUCUCCGUUCUCACUAUCGCUCUCGUUGCCCUCAUCACCCAAUUCGUGCACGAUAUAAUGUUCAUCACGGGCCGAUUCCCACGCUUCAAAAACCUUUGCGAAUCUUAGAUCGUG